AUGUCUCUGUACGUGCUCUACGAGUCGGCCUCUGGAUACGGUCUGUUCUUUGCGCACGGGCUCGAUGAAGUAGGGCAGAACACCGAGGGGGUUCGGAACUCAGUUUCCGACCUGAACCGGUUCGGGAAGGUGGUGAAGCUCGCUGCAUUUAGUCCCUAUGAGUCCGCACUGGAUGCUCUCAAUCAGUGCAACGCCGUCUCCGAAGGUCAAAUGACUGACGAGCUGAAGAACUUCUUGGAGCUUAAUUUACCAAAGGUUAAGGAAGGAAAGAAGGUGAAGUUUAGCUUGGGAGUGGCAGAGCCAAAGCUUGGGUCACAUAUUUUUGAAGUUACGAAGAUACCCUGCCAAAGCAAUGAAUUUGUUCUUGAGAUACUUCGAGGCAUUCGGUUGCAUUUCAGUCGUUUCAUUGAAAACCUUAAGCCUGGAGAUUUGGAGAAAGCGCAACUCGGUCUGGGUCACAGUUACAGCAGGGCGAAGGUGAAGUUCAAUGUGAACCGCGUGGAUAAUAUGGUUAUUCAGGCUAUUUUUCUUCUUGAUACCCUUGAUAAGGAUAUAAAUUCCUUUUCCAUGAGAGUAAGGGAAUGGUACUCUUGGCACUUCCCUGAACUAGUGAAGAUUGUCAACGACAACUAUCUUUAUGCCAAAGUUGCAAAGUAUGUGGAAGACAAAUCUCAUUUGUCUGAAGAACAUUUAUCGGGCCUGACAGACAUUGUUGGAGAUGAAGAUAAAGCAAAGGAGAUCAUAGAGGCUGCCAAGGCAUCGAUGGGACAAGACCUGUCACCUGUAGAUUUGAUUAACGUCAAGCAAUUUGCACAGAGGGUGAUGGACCUUGCCGAGUACAGGAAGAAGCUCUAUGAUUAUCUGGUGUCCAAGAUGAAUGACAUUGCACCUAAUUUGGCUGCACUCAUUGGUGAAGUUGUUGGUGCUCGUUUGAUUUCUCAUGCUGGCAGUCUCACAAACUUGGCAAAGUGUCCUUCAUCGACUCUCCAGAUUCUUGGUGCCGAGAAGGCUCUUUUUAGGGCUUUGAAAACCAAGGGGAACACUCCAAAGUAUGGUCUUAUAUUUCACUCUUCCUUCAUUGGACGUGCUUCUGCUCGGAAUAAAGGCCGGAUGGCUCGGUACCUUGCGAACAAGUGCUCUAUUGCUUCUCGUAUUGAUUGUUUCUUGGAUAAAAGUACCACUGCUUUUGGAGAGAAGCUGCGUGAACAAGUUGAAGAGCGGCUGGACUUUUAUGAUAAAGGGGUUGCGCCUCGUAAAAACCUCGACGUAAUGAAAUCAGCUAUUGAAACAGUCGACAGCAAAGAGGAUGAGGCUACUGCUAAUGUGAAGGGAAAUGCAAAUGACGAGGAGCCCAAGACUGAGAAGAAGAAGAAAAAGAAGGAAAAGCGAAAAUUGGAGGAAGAAAAAGUCGAGGAAAAGAGUGACGUGAAUAAUGGAUCCAAGGCCGGGGAAGAUGGGAUGACAGCCAAGAAGAAGAAGAAGAAGAAGAAGAGCAAAGAUGAUGAAGUCAUGGAAGAUGUUCCAGCUGCUACAGAAAGUAAGAAGAAGAAGAAAAAGAAGUCGCGUAGUGAAGACGAUGAUUGA
This is a messenger RNA of Striga hermonthica, 1584 nucleotides long. The record is from the annotation of a GenBank genome assembly. NCBI's taxonomy places the organism in Eukaryota, Viridiplantae, Streptophyta, Magnoliopsida, Lamiales, Orobanchaceae.